Lingula anatina is the source of this 1393-nucleotide messenger RNA. RefSeq names its product riboflavin-binding protein-like. Lineage: Eukaryota; Metazoa; Brachiopoda; Lingulata; Lingulida; Lingulidae. Gene Ontology annotation, cellular component: external side of plasma membrane. Gene Ontology annotation, molecular function: signaling receptor activity. The record is from RefSeq and is a predicted model, not a curated record.
GGUAUUAGUUUUAAAGGAGAUCUGCCUAGAAAAAACCUAUAUCAAGUGAAAAUUUAGCGGGGUAUAGAGGAGGCGGGAUAAGAAAUGAUGACAACUACGAACUGGCAGGUUUUCUAUAUUGCUUUGGUUUCGCUUGUCGUAGCUGACGAAAAAUGCUUGGAAGGGCCAUAUCACAAAGAUAAACCAUCACCAGAGGGAAAUGAUUACGUUGAAUGUUUGUCUUGGAAACGGUCAUCUUGUUGUCUAGCCAACGUUACACAGCAAAUUGCCACACACAAAGCCAAAAACCUUCACAACUACGAGUGGGAUCGAUGCGGCACUCUUUCCCAAGCCUGCGAGUUAUUCAUCAAGGACGAAUUGUGCUUUUACCGAUGUGAACCUGCCCUGGUACGUUUUCCGGCUGCAACGAAAGGUAACGUCAAGGGAAUUCCCAUUUGCGCCAAGUAUUGCAACGACUGGUUUGAAGCCUGUAAGGACGACCGUACAUGCGUUGCGGAUUGGCUCGCUGACUUCGACUUCAGUAGAGGAGAGAAUCACUGCCCAACAGGGUCACAAUGUCGCACCUUCGCUGAUGUGUACAAAAACGGCCAGGGACUUUGUGAAAGAAUGUGGGGAGAAGCUUUCACCUAUGAAACAUCCAAUAACUGCAUGGUUAUGAAAUUCGAUCCGAACAAGCCCAAUCCAAACGCUCAAGUUCAGCCCAAAUCGAGCAAAGCCUCAUACAUGCAUUCUGCAUGGUCUGCAAUUGUUAUUAUCUCUCUUCUUCGCUGAAUAGUGCACCUUCUAAAUUUGAAGUGGUUUGGUUUAAUACCACAUGCAUAUUUUUCCGAAAAAAAAAAUACGAACUUUAAUACGGGUUUGAUAUUGACUCACUAACAACCACAUUCUGCCGAGUUUUACCUACAAAGCCCUGGUUACAGGGAUCCAGUGGUUUCAUGUAAAUAUCAUCUUACGUAUUCGCGGUAGGUUUUGUUUUAUAAUCUUUAGCAAAUGUUUAUUAGUUGGUUUACCGGACUCAAACAUGCAUUUACAUACUACAUUUUCUGUAAAACAAACUUUAGCUUAUCGUUUUUCUUAGGUUAUGUGGAUUUUUUAGUCAUGAAGCCAAAAACACAUUUACGGUGUAGAUAAAAGGGAUAUAUGUUUUAUGAUAAGAUCGGUCGUCGAAACGAUAUCGGCGCAUACUGGGACCCUUCUUACUUUUCAUUUUUGCUUUUCUUUGUUUUUCCUUUUCUUUUGCAUUACUGCUCUAUAUGAUUUUUGUUGUUGCUCACUAGAUGUUUGCUGUCUGUACAGAAUAACGAUAAACUUUAGGCUUACAAUGUACAAUACAUGCAAGCAGGUAGCACUGCCGAAUCCAACUAUCUAUAAUAACAGUCAGUCAACGAAGCAA